ACAGCAUUCUGCCACAACAUGAAACAUAAGCAAGUUUUAUCAGUGAUUGCUGCUCUGUUUGACACUUUAUUAUUUGGUGGAAUAAUAUUCGGUUGGCCUUCCCUGGAUUUCGUGCUGAAGCGAGAGGGUUAUUUUUCUUCUAAAUGUGAAAUAGAAACUGGUGAUUUAAAGAACGGGACAACCGUAGCUUCCUCUGAGAAAAGCUUGAAUUGUCCAAGUCAAGAUAUCGCCCUAAACUUGGUCUACACGUUGUCUACUACCAUUGGCGGUGUAUCUACGUUCCCACUCGGUUAUCUGUUUGAUCGUUUCGGUGCCUGGAAAUUUCGAACGGGUAGUAUCUUAACAUUUAUACUGGCCUGUACCGCUAUUGCGUGCUCGAAUAAGGAAACCUCUUGGUUGCUAUACAUAGCAAUGCCAGUUGUGGCUGUGUGUAGUUUUGCCAUUCUCACUUCGAACACUCCAAUCGGAUACUUUUGCGUAGCAGCGCAAGCAACAGUAAUUUCAAUCAUCUAUGGUGCGUUUGAUUCUUCAGCAGCUGUGAUGGUGGUAAUGAAGAUUGCUUCACAAUUGGGAGCAACCGUAGCUGAAAUAUUUACUUUCUAUGGCGCUUUGUUACUCCUCUCACUUGUUUACACAUUCGUGCUGAUGCCAAGAAUGCAUGUCCCAUUCAACGUACCAGAUGGUUACCAGUACGGUGUCACAGAAUGUUGUUGUUUUAACAACCCAAUCUCUUCACCACAAAACACCAACACGCCAAAUCAAAGCAGAAGAAAAAGAUCGGGAGUUUCAGAAUCAACUCCUCUCUUAGCUAACCAAGGCGAGGAACAGAAAACGUUUUCUUCGACCCUGAAAGACCUGUCCUAUUGGCUCAACGUGUUGUACUUGUCUAUCCUACAACUCCGGUUGUAUGUAUUUUAUGGCACUUUAAAUCAAUGGAUAUCUACGCUUACAAGUAACCGUGAACAACAGAGCAAAUAUAUCACAGCGUUUGGAUUCAUACAACUCACCGGGAUCUUAAUUGCGCCCUUUAGCGGCGUGAUGACUGACAUGAUGACGAAGUAUUAUCGAAAGUCUGUCACAUGUUCUGAACAAGUUGUUCGGAAACGAGGUGUUUGCUUCACGAUUGGUUGCACGUGUUUAAUGGCAACUAUCUUCUCUGCACUUGUUCUGAUUCCUGUGUUGGAAAUCCAGUACAUCACAUUUUUCGUGCAGAACGCCGCCCGCACUUUUCUCUAUGCUGGCAAUGGCGCUUUCCUCGCCACUACAUUUCCAAGCGAACAUUUCGGAAAACUUAAUGGUCUUACCAUUGGAAUUGCCUCUGUCGUGUCGUUACUUACAUACCCCAUUAAUAUUCUUGUUUUAAAAGUUUUUGGCGGUAGCUUUGUUGUUGUGGAUUCCGUGUUCUUGGGUUUGUGUGUUUUAACAUUUGUACAUCCAGUGGUUUUGUUUUUUCGAACCAAACCUAGCUAAGCAUUAUUAGAACGGAUGCUAUCAGUGUUUUAAUCUGUAAUAUGUAUAGGCCUACCAGCUGUGUGAAACAUUACUUUCAUUUGGUGCUGAGAAUGUUUGAAAGUGGUUUUGUAAUAAUGAAAGAAUGGAUAAUACCAAAACAUCAGUUUAUCCAGACUAGUAGAUCCUGUGCACUCAUUUGCUAUUUUUUUGUUAGGCCUACAGUAAAAGAGUGAUUGAUAUUGCUUUGAUUCCUACUGUAUUAAAACCAAAAAACAAAAUUGUGUAGUUUAUUUACAGAUGUUAAAGUAUAUGAUAACAACCAUUGGAUCUGCAACGUAACUGUUUUAGAGAUUUUCCAAUCUACCAUUUGCUUACUGUAAACUAAUACAACAGAUAAAAUAAUUACAAAUAAAAUUUGUUUUUCGAA
Messenger RNA from Ciona intestinalis (vase tunicate), 1879 nucleotides. Its product is annotated as equilibrative nucleobase transporter 1. Gene Ontology annotation, biological process: transmembrane transport. NCBI's taxonomy places the organism in Eukaryota, Metazoa, Chordata, Ascidiacea, Phlebobranchia, Cionidae. Gene Ontology annotation, molecular function: transmembrane transporter activity. The record is from RefSeq and is a predicted model, not a curated record.